GGCGAAAAAGUGCGCAGUGGAAAAGUUUGCGCGAUAGUGCAUCAUUUUGUCCCGUCGUUUUACGCUGCAGAGUUGGGACAGGCAGGUCCCACCCGGACGAACUGCAGGAAGCAAUCCAGAAAACCACCAUCGCGGACACGUGAGCGAAGCGAACCUCGCUGAAAAUCAGCAUCAGGUCAAGGUCCGUCGUCGGGACUAUCCGGAACUUUGCGAAGGGGCGUGUGGAGGAAAAAACAAAACUCGGAAGAAGGGCCGCUUAGCGGCCCCUUUUCGCACACUGUGCGUUCGCUAGUGGAAGCCGCAGGUUCCGCUUCUUUCCCCUGGUGGUUUGUCGGAGUGACACUAGUCGGGUGUGAAGCAGCGCGAGGAGAAAUGUCGUCGGCAAACGAAUCCGGAACAACUGUUUGGCCUGGCUUUCGACCACCUUCAGCUGUUUGGGAAUUGCUGCACCAGCAGCAGAACAACAACAACAGCAGCAACAUCCCGCACGGCGAGGUCGUGCGUCGCAGAACAACAACAACUCCCGCAGCAGAAAAACAACAACAUCCGGCACUGCCAUGUGGUGCUUCGCCCUCGAUGCAAUUCCAACAACACCUCAGGCUGCUUGGGAAUUGCUGCACCAGCAGCAGAACAACAACAAGUCCAGCAACAACAUCCAGCAUGGCAAGGUCGUGCGUGUCCGAACAACAACAACUACAGCAACAACAUCCAGCAGCUUGGGAAGUGCUGCACCAGCAGCAGAACAACAACACCUUCAGCAGAAAAAAAAACAACAACAUCGGGCACUAUCAGGCAGGCCGCGCCAUCCAGCAGCUUGGGAAGUGCUGCACCAGCAGCAGAACAACAACACCUUCAGCAGAAAAAAAACAACAACAUCGGGCACUAUCAGGCAGGCCGCGCCAUCCAAGCCGUUUGGAAGCACGAUACCAGAUCUAUGCGCGCAAGGCGGGACGGAGAGGUGCCACCCUGUUAGCAUGUCGUGGUUGUGAAAUCCUGAUGUAAGUACACGCACAUGGACGGGGAAGUGUGGGAUUUUGUUCAAACUGUUGCCCCAAUAUAAA
Molecule: messenger RNA, 1061 nt
Organism: Uranotaenia lowii
Lineage: Eukaryota; Metazoa; Arthropoda; Insecta; Diptera; Culicidae
Exons: 3
Coding region: 373-1002 (209 amino acids)
Source: RefSeq, a predicted model, not a curated record